AUGGUUGCUGUUGGACGGUUGAAUGCUGCUGAGCGAGGACUCGAGCUGUCGAGUGGUGGAGGUGAAGGUGGUGGUGACUCGCCUUUGCUGCAAGUUGCAGAAUGA
Messenger RNA from Peronospora matthiolae, 105 nucleotides. The record is from the annotation of a GenBank genome assembly. NCBI's taxonomy places the organism in Eukaryota, Oomycota, Peronosporomycetes, Peronosporales, Peronosporaceae.